AUGGAUUUAUUGAAGAUUUUGGAUACAGCGCCUGAACCCGCAAUAGUCGAUGCCAGGACAAUGGGUGUAUCCGGUGACACAUCUGGUGAUUACUGGUUACCUGCACCAAUGUGUUUAUAUCAGAAGGAAUUGACGGAUCAAAUUGUUUCUUUGCAUUAUUCAGAUAUCUUGAAGUAUUUUGAAACGACGGAUUACAAGGAAGAUGUGGUACUGCAAUCCAUGAAGACUAUGUGUUUAAAUAGUCAAUUAGUAGCUACUCAUCCCUAUCUAUUAAUUGAUCAUUUCAUGCCAAAAUCUUUGUUAACAAAGGAUAUUCCGGUACACUUGGCAGAAACCAGUGGUAAGUUUGCUGUUUUGAGGGAUCUGAUGAAUCUUAUUCAGGAGUACGAAACACAUACAUUGAUAGUAUGUCGGCCUGGGCGGACUAUGGAUUUGAUUGAAGCUUUGCUACUAGGGAACAAGGUGAAUAUUAAACGCUACGAUGGUCAAUCAAUUAAAUCAAAGCAGAAGAAAACGAGGUUUUCGUGUACCUGUCAUUUAUUACCGUCGGAAGCAGGGGAUGAAAGUCAGUUAAUGAUUGACCCAAAUAUUCGUUUAAAUCUGAUGAUUUGUGUUGAUCCAACUGUAGACACCAACAUACCAUAUAUUCAACGAAUUUUAAAGCAGCACCAAUCAAAAUUUGGGAUUAAAAGUAUUGUUCCCACAAUAAGGUUGGCUGUCAUUAAUUCAAUUGACCACUGUGAGUUAUAUUUUGGUAAAACUUUUGACCGAAAUACUAGAGAUUAUCUCGUCAAUGUAAGCGCAGCAAUGGUUGUUCUACGAGAUGUGGUUGGAACACUACCCCCUGACUUGAGGCCAAUAUACUCUCAAAACUUGAGAUAUCUAGUUGAUUGGUUAGAUAUUCCUGAGCGACCCUGGCCGCUCCCAGACGUUUACCCGAUCAAAAUUUAUACUCCUAUGGACGUUGAAAGAUCUUUACUGACUGAAGUGAAAUACACUCAAACAAAUGAUACACUAGAGGAGGCAUUUUCAAUUGGUAAAAAGCGUAAUUUUAGAUACAAUGAUAAUGAUUCUAUUGGGAGUAAUCCACUAAGUUAUUACCAGAAUAAGAGAUUGAAGAAUGACUACAUUACAAACCCAUUGAGACAGGAUAUGGCACAGGUCACCGGAAUUUAUAGUAGUCAGAUCAUUGAUAGUAAUAUGGAUUAUCAUUUUUCAAGCGGUAUUUUAACUCAUAAAUUGAUUCAAGCCAUUGGAGCCGCAUACGACAAUUUAAAGAAACAGAAUACCGAGGUGGAACACUUUAGAAAUGCGGAGGGAAACCAAAAAAGGCUUCUUGAACUUCAUAAGAGCGAUCUGUUCGAUAUCAACAGAAAGUUAAAAGAGUCAACUGAAAAGAGAUUGAAGAAUGAACUCGAGGUCCAAGGAUAUCUUAAACAGUCAGAAGCUAUGCGCAAUAAGAUAGAAAAUUUGGAAACGGACAUAGAUAAUUUAUUCAAUGCUCUUUCAUCUCGUAAAGGUGAACUGACAAGUGUUCUAAAAGAAACUAUUCGAGUUGAACAAGAACUGAAGGGACAGGAACACGCAUCUGAGAUCAAGUCUGUUGAAACAGAUUAUAUGGUAGGUGAAAUAAAAAGAGCUACUGAUUCGAUUGAAAAUAACGAAAAGGAAAAAGAACAGCUGAUAGAGGACAUUGAAAAAUUAGAAAACCUAAUUCAAGAGAGCAUCAUACAGGAUAAAAAGCGACAUGAAACUACCAAAGGUAAAAUAGGAUUAUUGGAAAGUGAUAUCGCAAAAGAAUGCAAGGCUAUUACAGGACUAAAAACUCAAAUGACGAUCAUAAUGGAAUAUUUAAAACAAUUGCAAACGCCAAGGGUCAGAUCUCCGGCAAACGGAAAUAAAAUUAAGCAUAGAAAUCAAGUAUAG
This is a messenger RNA of Eremothecium cymbalariae DBVPG#7215, 1926 nucleotides long. It is a transcript of the gene HDA3, whose product is annotated as Hda3p. The coding region runs from base 1 to 1926 and encodes 641 amino acids. Lineage: Eukaryota; Fungi; Ascomycota; Saccharomycetes; Saccharomycetales; Saccharomycetaceae. The record is from RefSeq and is a predicted model, not a curated record. The transcript has a single exon. Gene Ontology annotation, cellular component: HDA1 complex; nucleus.